Molecule: messenger RNA, 2602 nt
Organism: Culicoides brevitarsis
Lineage: Eukaryota; Metazoa; Arthropoda; Insecta; Diptera; Ceratopogonidae
Exons: 9
Coding region: 161-2602 (813 amino acids)
Molecular function (GO): protein binding
Source: RefSeq, a predicted model, not a curated record
GUCAACUUGUGCGGACGCAAAGUUUUUUCGGUGAAAAAAUAUUAAUCGGUUCUAAUUCAAAAAAUUUAGAAAGAUAAUUUAAAAAUUGAAAAAGAAAAAUUAAGAAAAAAAUUAUUAAAAAAGUUCAAUCAAAAAAGUGCAUUUUAGAAAGUAAAAUAAAAUGGGGUUAAGACCCCAAAAAUAUCAAUGCAGUUUUCUUACUGCCAUAUUUUUGGUUAUAUUUUUCAUUGGAAUACAAACAACAUAUUCUAAGGAGCACGAUACGCCAACGCAGGGAAAUGAUGUUAGACAUCAUCGUAGUUUAUUAGGUGCAGAGGAACAAGAUUCGAGUCAUAAUUUGGAAGUUCUUGUAGACGACAAGCUCGAUGAUAGAAAUAGUGAACAUUGGCUUGCUCGCAGUGUAAAUAGAAUUAAGAGAAGUUUAGGUUUCGAAGAUUCCAAGCACAUUCCGAAACGGAAACAUGAAAACGAUGAGAAAAAACUUUCGAAAAACAAAAGAAAGCACUUUAAGAGCGGCAGAAAAAGGAGUGUGAGUCGAGUUGUCACACAUGAAAGCAUAACACACAUCGAUGAUGAAGAUGGAAUUAUUGAAGGAUCUGGAGAAGAAUCCGAUACUCUUGCAUCAAACUAUCGUAUUAAAUUUACUCUCGAUGAAAUGUGGGAUGAUGAGUAUGAAGAUUUAUCGUCAGCCAAAUCGAAGGAAUUCGCUCAUUCUUUUACUGAUGCGUUGGUAAAUUUAGUAAAAGAAGGAGAGGGACAUAGUUAUCAUGACGUCAAUGCCAAAUUGGUGAAAAUGUCAAAAGUUGAAAACUUUAAAAUUGAUGUUGAUGUCGACUUGUUUAGCAAAGAACUGUUAUCAAAAGGAAUGGUUUCUCGAGUUAUCGCAUCAAGUGUUGAAAGUCGCAAUAUUGGCGAAUACACAGUAACAAGUUAUACUUUGCAAACAGUAGAUGGACUAACAGAGGAUAUAGGUCGUCAUGAGUAUGCACUAACAAAUAGCAAUUUCACUUUCGAAACUGACUAUGAUGAUAGCGAUGAAAACGAAGAUAAUGACGAUGACUUAAUAUUUGAAACGUGUAACUAUGAUGAGCGACAAUGUGCCGAUGGAACACAAUGUUAUCGCGAAUCACAAAGAUGUGACGGAUACUAUGCAUGCAAAGAUAAAAGUGAUGAAGCUGGAUGUACUAAAAUUAGAGAAGAUUCCUUCGAAUACACUACAAUCGAAGAUCCUGCCAAAAAAGAAGACAAAUACAAAACGGGAGGUCGACGAGUUACAACUGUAGUAGAAGAAGAAGUAGAGGAUGGCGAUCAUAUAUCGAAUGAAAUCUCAUCACAAACAACUUCAAGCGGUAAAGGCGGCAAAAAAGUCAUUCAUCAUACAGUUAUUGAAGAAGAGGAAGUUGAUGGCGAUUGGGAUUUGGGAGACAUUCUUGGAAAAGGAAAAUCGGGACAAAAAACUAUCACAACAGUUACUACAGAAGAAGAGCAUCAUGAAGGCGAUCAUGGAAGUAAACAAAAAGGAAAGAAAGGACAAACUGUAGUUACAACAGUUGAAGAAGAGGAAGUUGAUGGCGAUUGGGAUUUGGAAGACAUUCUUGGAAAAGGAAAAUCGGGACAAAAAACUAUCACAACAGUUACGACAGAAGAAGAGCAUCAUGAAGGCGAUCAUGGAAGUAAACAAAAAGGAAAAGGACAAACUGUAGUUACAACAGUAGAAGAGACUAUUGACGGAAAUGAUUCGGAAAGCUCUCAUGGAAAAGGCAGAAAUGGGCAAACAACGCACACUGUAAUUGAAGAAGAGGAACAUCAACAUGGUCAAAAUGGAAAGGGAAAAAAAGGAUACACAGUAGUUACUGAAGAAGAGUCUGAGCAUGAACAUGAUGGAAAUAAAAAACAAAAGGGAAAAUCUUGGUCAACCGUCGAAGAAGAAACACAUGAAUAUGACUACGACGAAGAUGAAAAAGGCGGAAAGCAUGGUCAUGGUUAUGAAGAAGUUGAAUACGAAACAGAAGAACACAAGGGUCAUGCACAUAAAGCAACGAAAAAACCCCAUAAUGACAACGAAAAAGCUGAAAGUACAGAACAUCAUCAUACUCGUGUACGACCCAAUCAUCAUGACAAACACGAAGAAAAAGUAAUCGACUUCAAUGAAGAAACAAUUACUGAAAUUCCUGAUAUUCAUGGUUUUGUAUUUUCAACAUCGGCUCCCGAAUGUCGAGGCGAUGAUCGUUUCCGUUGUCCCGGUACGUCAAAAUUCAUUUGUGAUCAUCAAAAAUGCGAUGGAACACGCGAUUGUCCAAACGGUGAAGACGAAACUCACGAAGACUGCGAAGAAAAGGAUUUGAAUUGUGCUGAUGGCAAGAAAUUCUUCUGUAAAUUUUCCUCAAUUUACAUCUGUGCAACAUCAAAAUGCGACAAAAAUUACGAUUGUCCCCAUGGAGAAGAUGAACUUGAUUGUCACACUCCCGAAUGUCAUGAUGAUGAGUUUGCCUGUGAUUUGACUCGAUGUAUUCCAAUGGCAGAUCGUUGCAACGGAUAUUCAGAUUGUGAUGAUGGAACAGAUGAACACGAAUGUCCUGUUAUUCCUGAUGUUGGUAAGUAA